AUGGCUUAUUUUACUAGGAUGACAAGCUCUUUCUUUGCCUUAUUAUUCUUCCUAGUUCUUGCUUGUGAAGCUAGAGUUCCAGGAAAAACUAGUGGAGGAUUUGUUAGAACAAAUGGUGCACAUUUUGUACUAAAUAGAUCACCUUUUCUAUUCAAUGGUUUCAACUCCUAUUGGCUUAUGCAUGUAGCAUCUGAUCCUAGUGAAAGGUACAAAGUUUCUGAGGUAUUUCAAGAAGCCUCUGCUGCUCGCCUUUCUGUUUGUCGAACUUGGGCUUUCAGUGAUGGAGGAGAUACAGCAUUACAAAUAUCACCUGGUGUUUAUGAUGAACGUGUUUUUCAGGGAUUGGAUUUUGUGAUCACUGAAGCAAGGAAAUAUGGGAUUCGCUUAAUAUUGAGCUUCGUCAACAACUAUAAUGAUUUUGGAGGGAGAGCUCAAUAUGCUCAAUGGGCACGAAAUGCAGGAGUCCGGAUUAACAGUGAAGAUGAUUUCUACACUCAUCCGGUGCUCAAAGAUUAUUACAAGAAUCAUGUUAGGAAAGUUGUAACAAGGUUGAAUACUAUCACUGGAAUGGCUUAUAGGGAUGAUUCAACUAUAAUGGCAUGGGAACUUAUGAAUGAGCCUCGUUGUAAAGCUGAUUAUUCUGGGAAAAUAGUAAAUGCAUGGAUUCAAGAAAUGGCAACUUUUGUGAAAUCAAUAGACAGGAAGCAUUUACUGGAGAUAGGAAUGGAGGGAUUUUACGGUGAUUCAAUGCCUGAAAAGAAGCAAUUUAAUCCCGGUUACCAAGUUGGAACAGACUUCAUUAGUAGCCAUCUCAUCAAAGAGAUUGAUUUUGCCACUAUUCAUGCAUAUACUGACCAAUGGUUGUCGGGACAAAAUGAUAAUGCUCAAAUGGCAUUCAUGCAAAGGUGGAUAACAAGUCAUUGGCAAGAUUCAAGCACAAUACUAAAGAAGCCAUUAGUCCUUGCUGAAUUUGGAAAGUCAAGCAAAGAUCCAGGAUUCAAUCUAAAUGCAAGAGAUACAUACAUGAGUAGUGUAUACAGAAACAUUUAUAAUUAUGCAAAAUCAGGUGGAACUAUGGGAGGGAGCUUAGUAUGGCAACUAGUGGCACAAGGGAUGGAGAAUAUUGAUGAUGGAUACUCAAUUAUCUUAGCACAAAAUCCAUCAACUGCUGGAAUUAUCUCUGGCCAAUCACAUGCCAUGACAACAUUAGCUCAUUUGGUUAAUAACUGA
Messenger RNA from Nicotiana tabacum (common tobacco), 1230 nucleotides. RefSeq names its product mannan endo-1,4-beta-mannosidase 5-like. NCBI's taxonomy places the organism in Eukaryota, Viridiplantae, Streptophyta, Magnoliopsida, Solanales, Solanaceae. The record is from RefSeq and is a predicted model, not a curated record. Gene Ontology annotation, biological process: polysaccharide catabolic process. Gene Ontology annotation, molecular function: mannan endo-1,4-beta-mannosidase activity.